This is a messenger RNA of Molossus molossus (Pallas's mastiff bat), 3004 nucleotides long. It is a transcript of the gene ELOVL4, whose product is annotated as ELOVL fatty acid elongase 4. Gene Ontology annotation, biological process: fatty acid elongation, saturated fatty acid; very long-chain fatty acid biosynthetic process; fatty acid elongation, monounsaturated fatty acid. NCBI's taxonomy places the organism in Eukaryota, Metazoa, Chordata, Mammalia, Chiroptera, Molossidae. The record is from RefSeq and is a predicted model, not a curated record. Gene Ontology annotation, cellular component: endoplasmic reticulum; endoplasmic reticulum membrane. The transcript is spliced from 6 exons. Gene Ontology annotation, molecular function: fatty acid elongase activity. The coding region runs from base 264 to 1205 and encodes 313 amino acids.
UGGUGCAGCGCUCAGCGCUCACGGCAGGAGCUCCUCCUCCCCGGAGAGCCUUGACUGUACCAUCUCCUCCGCCCGGCUGGUCAUCGCCGCCGCCGCAUCCCCGCCGCCGCGGCUCCCGGAGCAGGAGCAGAGGUAGCUGGGUCGCCGCCGUUAGAGGGGACACCGGCUGCCGCUCGUUCCCUCGGCCGUCGCCUUCAGGGUCUGCCCUCCCCGGGGUCUCGGCUUUCUCCUCCCGCCGCCGCCGGCUCCCGCUUACCUCCGCGAUGGGGCUCCUGGACUCAGAGCCGGGCAGUGUCCUGAACGCGGUGUCCACGGCGCUCAACGACACGGUGGAGUUCUACCGCUGGACCUGGUCCAUCACAGAUAAACGUGUGGAAAAUUGGCCUCUGAUGCAUUCUCCAUGGCCAACACUUUGUAUAAGUACUCUUUAUCUCCUGUUCGUGUGGCUGGGUCCAAAGUGGAUGAAGGACCGAGAACCUUUUCAGAUGCGCUUAGUACUCAUUAUCUAUAAUUUUGGAAUGGUUUUGCUUAAUCUUUUUAUCUUCAGAGAGUUAUUCAUGGGAUCUUAUAAAGCAGGAUAUAGCUAUAUUUGCCAGAGUGUGGAUUAUUCUGAUAAUGUUAAUGAAGUCAGGAUAGCUGCUGCUCUAUGGUGGUACUUUGUAUCUAAAGGAAUUGAAUAUUUGGACACGAUAUUUUUUAUUCUAAGGAAGAAAAACAACCAAGUCUCUUUCCUUCAUGUAUAUCACCACUGUACAAUGUUUACAUUGUGGUGGAUUGGAAUUAAGUGGGUCGCAGGGGGACAAGCAUUUUUUGGAGCGCAGCUGAAUUCCUUCAUCCAUGUGAUUAUGUACUCAUACUACGGGUUAACUGCGUUUGGCCCAUGGAUUCAGAAGUAUCUUUGGUGGAAAAGAUACCUGACCAUGUUGCAGCUGGUUCAGUUCUUUGUGACCAUUGGACACACAACGCUGUCUCUUUACACGGAUUGUCCCUUCCCGAAGUGGAUGCACUGGGCUCUGAUUGCCUACACCAUUAGCUUCAUCUUUCUCUUUCUCAACUUCUACGUUCGGACAUACAAUGAGCCUAAAAAGUCAAAAACUGGAAAAACAGCUGUGAAUGGUAUUUCAGCCAAUGGUGUGAACAAAUCAGAAAAACUGGUGAUAGAAAAUGGAGAAAAGCAGAAAAAUGGAAAACCAAAAGGAGAGUAAAUUGAACUGGGCCUUAACUGUUGUUGACAGUGGAGAAGCUCCCAUUUCAGAUAAAAUUUCAGGGAAAACAGAAGCAAAUGAGGGUCUGGGGUGGGGAGAAAAAGGCAAAUGUGCUCCUGUGUAUUAGUAACCUUUAGAUUGAGUAAAGUGUUAAAUACAGUACCCAGAUGUUUUAUUUAUGAAGUUUUUAUUUUAAACAUUUUUUUUAUUAGCUUUGAUGUUGUCCAGACCAAAGCACUUGUUAUGUGACUUGGGAGGCGCUCCCUCUGUUCACAUCUGUUUGUCUAACGCAUGAGAUUUCUCAUGUAUUUAAUACGCAGUUAUUCAGUCUGAUGAUCACAGCAGCACAGUCUUUAUGAGUUUUUAUUUUGGCUAAAUUAUGAAUUAACCUACUGGUUAAAACCAGUUACCUUACAUUUUCUGGUCCAAAGCUGGAAAUGCAGAUACUUUAAAAUAUGCACAUUUGAAUUCAUUUGCUGACUGGAAUGGUCAAAUCUCUCCACCUCUGGUCUGAAUAUACCUUUUGGUUGUAAUUAAAUCUUGAAAAUCUGAUGAUCUCUGUAGACUUUUAGAGGCUUGAUGAUGAUGAUGGUGUUGGUGAAAAUAAGAAAGAAUUACAGUAAAUUCCUGUGUGGUGACCCAAAGGUCACCAUGACUUGUGGCACAAAUUACUGUGGGAAACAGUUUUUGUGAUGAAAAAUCAGAGCCUUUCAAUACUUAUAUUACUAUCAGAAAUACAUUAUGAAAAUUAAGAUUAUUGUCUGAUUGGAACAUGAAACAACUCAUGUCUUUAUUAGUAACAUCAUAAAAUAGUCACAUUAAUGCGCUGUUAGAAGACAGUAUGUUGAUUUUUAUAAGACUUUUAAUGUUUUGAUUUGUGUCUGUUACCAAUUUUUCAUAUGUGGAAAUAUACCUACCUCUUCUGUUGGAAAGAACACAUAAAAUUAAAUAAAUUUUAAUUAAAAAAUCAAGGAGUCCUCUAAUGUAAAUUUUAAUAUUGACUUUUGAAUCCACUAGUAUUUUUUGUUGUUGCUUUUUUACAAAUGGCAUACACCAAAUUUUUCUGUGACACUAUUCUCUUUCAAUGUGUUUAAUUUUGGAGUGAUACUUUCCUUGUGACAGAGUUACAAGAUCUUAUUUAUUAACUAGAUAUGAAGUGUAAACCCAUUUUGGUGCAAUAGUCUUGACUCCUUGGUGCUAAAGAUCAUUAAAUUCAGUGUUUGAUUGUUAUAAGGUGUUAAUUGUUAAGACACAAAAUGAAUAAAAGUGAGACUAGUCAGAACCAGAAAGUUAAAUUUGCUAUUUACAAAUGAAGUAUUUCAUGUAAUAUAAAUGAACAACUGGAAAUUCACUAAGAAAGAGAAGUUGUACAGUGUCUUAUUACAUAGAUUGUUAGGGGUGUUGCAUAGGAAUCGUUAUGGGAAGAGAAAAUGUAACCCCUCUACCCCUGCAAAAAAGCAUGACUAUUUCUAAGUAUCUCAAGAUGUCAAAACUGCGUGUGCAGGAUGUAUGCUAUUUGUGCAGACCAACUAUUUCAGAAUAUUUGUAAACUAUAAAAUACUUACUGUGCAUUAAAAUUAUGCACGUUUACCCCCAAAGGCAUGCGGUCAUGAGAAUUACAGAAGAUUUGCAGCACAUAAUAGUAUGGUCUAAGAGGAUUCAACACCUGUUUUUUUUUUUGCUGCUCAGUGUGUAAUGACUAGAGAUUUGUAAAUCUGUGCACAUUCUGUACUGGCUCCCCAGAGCUAUUCAUUUCCUGCUACCUGAUUUCAGCACAAUAAAUAUACUACUGCUGUGGG